This is a messenger RNA of Olea europaea var. sylvestris, 3642 nucleotides long. RefSeq lists its product as uncharacterized. The record is from RefSeq and is a predicted model, not a curated record. The transcript has 18 exons. Bases 367 to 3258 code for a protein of 963 amino acids. Lineage: Eukaryota; Viridiplantae; Streptophyta; Magnoliopsida; Lamiales; Oleaceae.
UAUAUAAAAUAUAUAUAGACUUAUACACUAUUUUGUAUAUACAAUUUUUCCAUCUUAGAUUGAGAAAAUAGGGAGAGGGUGGUGAGGGAGAGAAAAAAGAUUGUUAAAUUUUCUUUAGCGGGUCACGAAGGCACCAGCCUUCGAGUCUGCUCUUUACAGGCAUUGAUCUGAAGGCUGGUACCAGAAUUUGGGAAUUGCCCUCUUGAUCUCAAGGACUUUUUCUCUCCCCUCUAUUUAAUUCAAUAAUUUCCAAUAAUCUCGAGUUCUCGAGAUUAAGAAGGGGAAAAAAGCAUACAAUUUGGAGGAGAAUUUGGGGGGAAAAAAGAAAGGAAAAACUAAUAGCUUUGCAUUGGUUAGUUUUUAAUUAUGAGUGCUGUUUCGGGUUUGAUCUCAAGACAAGUACUGCCAGCAUGCGGUGGUCUUUGUUUCUUUUGCCCUGCAAUGCGAGCAAGGUCGAGACAGCCUAUUAAAAGGUACAAGAAGUUGAUCUCCGGCAUAUUUACUCGGUCCCAGGAUGGAGAACCAAAUGAUCGGAUGAUUGGGAAACUAUGUGAAUAUGCUACAAAAAAUCCUUUGCGCAUUCCUAAGAUAACUAGCUCCCUUGAGCAACGGUGUUACAAGGAGUUAAGAAGCAAGAAUGUCGAAUCAGCAAAAAUUGUUAUCUACAUUUACAGAAAAUUGUUAGUUUCUUGCAAGGAGCAAAUAUCGUUGUUUGCAAAUAGUCUACUAAGCAUUAUGCACACCCUGCUGGAUCAGACAGACCAGGAUGAAAUGCUAAUUAUUGGAAGCCACUCUCUCUUUGACUUCAUAAACAAUCAGAUUGUUUCAGUAGUCCUUGAAAAUUAUGGAGGAAUAGAUAAGGAGUCCAAUGAUCCAAAUGAAAGCCACUGGGUCCAAGAAGUUUUUAAAUUUGAGGGUCAUGCCUCCCCUUCACCUGAAGUUGCAACAAAGGUUCCUUCUUGGAGGAUGAUUGUAAAUGAGAAAGGAGAACAUAAUAUGACAGCGAAUCCAUGCUUUUGGUCUAGAGUAUGCCUUCACAACAUGGCCAAGCUGGGGAAGGAGGCUACAACAAUGCGCCGCAUUUUGGAUUCUUUGUUCCGCUAUUUUGAUAAUACAAAUCAAUGGCCUGCUGAUCAUGGCAUCGCUCUUCCUGUCCUGAAAGACAUGCAGCUUUUAAUGGAUGAUUUAGGGCACAAUACACACUCUUUGCUGUCAAUACUGGUCAAGCAUCUCGAUCAUAAAAAUGUACUGAAGCAACCUGAAAUGCAGCUUGAUAUUGUUUCAGGUGCUACUUCCCUUAUUCGACUUGCAAAGGUUCAGUCAUCAUUAGCUAUCGUGACUGCCAUGAGUGAUGUUAUGAGGCAUAUGCGGAAAAGUAUACAAUAUUCACUUGAUGAUGCAAAUCUUGGCAUUGAAUCAAUCAAAUGGAACAGAGUGUUCUAUGAAGCAUUGGAUGACUGUCUCACGGAGUUAUCAUAUAAGGUUGGAGAUGCGAGCCCAAUCCUUGAUGUAAUGGCUGUGAUGUUGGAGAACAUCUCAAGCAUUACAGUCAUAGCCAGAAGUACUGUUUUUGCUGUUUAUCGUACUGCUCAAAUUGUAGCUUCUAUUCCAAAUUUAUCCUAUCAUAACAAGGCUUUUCCGGAGGCUUUAUUUCAUCAAUUACUUCCAGCUAUGGUCCACCCAGAUCACGAAACACGAGUUGUAGCUCACCGUAUCUUCUCUGUUGUCCUUGUGCCAUCUUCUAUUUGCCCUCAACCAAGCUCAGCUGCACCCGAGUUGAAGACUAUAGAGUUUCCAAGAACACUCUCAAGAACUGUUUCUGUGUUUUCUUCAUCGGCUGCUCUUUUUGAAAAGCUGAAGAACCAAAGGAAUUCUUCAAGGGAGAAUCUCAAUGAAUUAAACAACCAAAAAUCUGUAGAUGAAGAGGAACAGCUAAACAAUAACAGUGGAAUGUUAAACAGAAUUAAGUCAACUUUUAGUCAAGUAAAUAGCUUCAGAAAUUCACCAGCAUCAGAUGUAGAUUCUGUAACCAAGUCAAGUAAAGACAUGGAUGCCAUUCCUCUUAGGUUGAGCAGCCACCAUAUAACCCUCCUGCUUUCAUCUAUUUGGGCACAGUCCAUCUCUCCUGCAAACAUGCCAGAAAACUAUGAAGCUGUUGCUCACACGUACAGCUUGGUUUUGCUCUUCUCUCGAGCUAAGAACUCCCAACGCGAUGCUCUAAUCCAAUGUUUUCAGCUGGCAUUUUCUUUACAGAGUGUUUCUCUUGCAGAAAGAGGACCACUGCCACCGUCACGUCGAAGAUCCCUUUAUGUACUAUCAGCUUCUAUGAUUAUCUUUGCAUCAAAGGCAUACAGCAUUCCAAUUGUCCCGUGUGUAAAGGCUAUGCUUUCCGAUAAAAUGGUUGAUCCGUUUUUGUCUUUAGUCAAAGACUGCAAGUUGCAGACUGUUAAUGCAGGAUCUGAUCAUGCAAAAACUAUGUAUGGAUCCAAAGAAGACGAUAAUUCUGCUCUGAAAUGUCUUUCAGAAAUGAAACUCACUGAGGACCCGACUCAGGAAUCCUUAGUUUCUGUUAUAGUGAAGAAUUUGGAUAAUUUAUCUGAUUUCGAAGAAUCCACAAUACAGGAUCAGUUGCUCAAGGAAUUUAAACCUGAUGAUGUUUGUCCGAUGGGAGCACGGUUGUUCACAGAUACUCCGAAUAGAGUGCAUCAGCUGAACUCAAAUAAACAUAAAUCUGUAGAAAAGGCUGCUUCUAUUAUUGGAAUAGACUAUUAUUUUCCAGAUUCAGUUGGAAGCAGUUUUGCACACGAUCCAAAUUUGGCCAAUGAAAUUCCACACUUUUUGAGUGUUGAUCAACUUCUCGAAUCUGUCUUGGAGACUGCACAAGAAGUUGGGAGACUUUCUGUAUGCACUGGACCUGAUGCAUCUUAUAAUGAAAUGGCAAAUCACUGCGAGUCACUUUUGAUGGGAAAGCAGCAGAAAAUGUCUCUAAUAAAUCGACAUAGUCGAGGAAGUCUUUCGAGUAUAUCCUCAAAGAAUUCCGAUGAAGCCGAUAAACAGACGGUUUCACAUGUCCUUGCUGAUUUGGGUUUCCAAAAGCAGGACAGGAGACCAAUCCUGGAAGUAUCCAAAAUUCCUCGUCAACCAUCAAUUGGCGAGGUUUCCAUGUUACGUGCAGCUGAAUAUAAGCAUCAUCCACAACCCUUUAUGCUUCCAGCAUCAAGUCCAUACGAUAAUUUUCUAAAAGCUGCUGGAUGUUGAAACGAUUGAAGAGAUUCGUAAAUUCUCCAGUGCUCCCAUUCUGCAAGCAGAUUCGGCUUCUGACAUUAGGAAGAUAAGCCAUACAAAAUUUGGUAUAGGAAAAGUCAGUGCUAUGAUCAGGAUUGACAGUGUGUGAAUUUUUAUGUAUGCAUCAGGGCAUAUUCCAGUUGUUCUUGCUGAAUUUCAGCAAGAUUGAAGGUUUUUCAUCAGAGUUUAGCCUCACUGAUGUAGACAAGUAGUUCCAGUCAUUCGUUCUCAUCAAUGUUUCACUUUCAUCAUGUUGGAAAUGUACAUGUACUUGUUCUCCCAUUGUAUUUGUCAGUAAAGUGUACUGAAGGUGUUUUUUUGUGAAAAUGAAAAAUCACAUAAAGAACUUGCAUCUUA